Molecule: messenger RNA, 1116 nt
Organism: Anthostomella pinea
Lineage: Eukaryota; Fungi; Ascomycota; Sordariomycetes; Xylariales; Xylariaceae
Source: the annotation of a GenBank genome assembly
AUGGAGGACAGCGACUCCGAAGCUUAUGACUAUGAUGAGAAUGACCACUGUGACAACUAUGACCACUAUGAUGGCUAUGAUGACUUGAAACCCCAGCCUUCCGACUGCGAGGACAGCGGCUCCGAAGCUUCUGACCACGGGAUGCCACUUGGCCAGGGCCAUGGACCACUGCACGACCUGGGUCUUCUCCUCGGACAAGCGCCCACCGAGCGCGUCGAGUUCUCCUUCGGCGGCGAGAUCGACUUCCUGCCUGCAGCACCGGGGCUCAGCAUCGACGGCCUGGGCCAUAUCGCGCUCCCUGUCGUCGAAGACGCCCAGGCCGAGGCCAUCAUGAGGGUCUGCGAACAGUCCCCAUUUGGGCACGGCCUCGAGACCCGGACCGACACGUCCGUACGCAACUCAUGGGAACUAGAUCCUGCCAAAGUCAGCAUCCACAAUCCCGCCUGGGGGGCCGGCAUCGACAUCGCGGCCAUGAUGAUCGCCGACAAGCUGGGCGUUCCCAACGUGCCCAUCUCGCUGCACCUCUACAAAUUCCUGUUGUACAAGGAAGGCGGCCACUUCGCCAAGCACCGGGAUACCAAGGAGGACGACAUGUUUGCCACCCUGGUGGUCCAGCUUCCGUCUGAGCACCAGGGCGGAGAGCUUGUCGUGUAUCGGGACGAUGCCGCAGAACCUGUUCGACACGACUUUGGUCAGGCUGCUGGCAAAUCCGCUUACGCUUGUCACUACGCCGUCCACUAUGCUGAUGCAGAGCAUGCUGUCACACCCAUCACGCGUGGAUAUCGACUCGCCCUCGUGUACUCUAUCUGCUGGCCCCGGUCGAGCGCCCAGCCAGCCGAAACCCGUGAUAUCAACAAACAACUCAAGACUGACAUGGCCGAGACCUUGACGGCUGUGGCCCGCACUGGCCGCAGUUUCCAUCUUUUCUUUGACCAUGCGUACACGACCAAGACCAUUGAGGCUCUAGGUAUCGCCGGCCUCAAAGGCAUAGACAGAAGUCGCAUGGCCGUGUUGAGCGAGAUCAACGCCGCGGCGCCGGGCGAUGCCCGCUUCGCCUUCUUCAUCGCAGAGGCAGAGAUGCACGCCAACUUCUACGGCACGGCUGGCUGGCUAUGA